This is a messenger RNA of Trametes versicolor FP-101664 SS1, 558 nucleotides long. RefSeq lists its product as uncharacterized. The record is from RefSeq and is a predicted model, not a curated record. The transcript has 9 exons. Lineage: Eukaryota; Fungi; Basidiomycota; Agaricomycetes; Polyporales; Polyporaceae. Bases 1 to 558 code for a protein of 185 amino acids.
AUGAUGCUCUCCAAGACCCUCGCCGCUGUUCUCGCGCUUACCGCGUGCGCCUGGGCAUCGGGGCCCUUGGUGAUCGAUACGCCAAUCCUGGACGCUAAUUCUGGUGAAGCCAUCGAAGAUUUUGGAAGCCGCUCCGGCCAACCGGAGUCGUUCAUUUGGAGCACGAACAUCGCGGCCGGUACAUCCGUUAGCUGUCUCAUCAUCGACGCAACCGGGUUUGUCGCCCAGAGCGCACCGUUUACCAUCCAGCCGGGGACGUCUCCAUUCACCAUCGAUACACCAUCUGAGUUCAUCCAAUGUGAGAAGACAAAGAUUACUUGGAGCGGUGGUGAGGCACCCUUCCUUCUGGAGUUCCAGAGGGGCCAUGUUGAUGUCGAGUCUUUCGGUGUCAACUCGCGCACAUUCACGUGGAGCACAAAUGUCCCCGCCGGCGAGCAAUUUCAAAUCCUGUUGCACGAUGUCACGGGGCAGGUCGCCGAGAGCGCGAUGUUCGUCAUUCAGCCAGGCUGUCUGCGCAGUCGCAGGAUCGGAUCCAGUCUGGUCCUGGGUUGGACGUAA